AUGAGCGCGCAAACGGCGAGGGGCGGCAGCAGACGUCGCACCUGUUCCAACUUCCCCCCCCCUCCUCCUCCUCCCCCUCUCCCUCUAUUCCCCGAGACCGCCAGUGCGUGCUUGCCAUCCCAAGGCGCGUUGCAAGGGGAAACCAGCGCGAAGGAGCCCCCGUCGCCGUUUGCCCGCGACUUCUUUUGCAAACGGACUGUGGCAAGAGGAGCAGGCGAAGCGCUUCUGCUUCUUUCAUUUUGGAGAGGCGCGUCGCAGCCAGUACUAGUCGCUACACGACCGUCGUCCGUCCGCUCCUUCUCCUCCUCCUCCUCCUUCUCCUCUCCUUCUUCCUCUCUCCCUUUCUCUAAAAAAAUACAACCCGUCCGAGCCGCUGUCUGUCCUUACUCGACCCUCUUUCUCUGA
Molecule: messenger RNA, 405 nt
Organism: Heterobasidion irregulare TC 32-1
Lineage: Eukaryota; Fungi; Basidiomycota; Agaricomycetes; Russulales; Bondarzewiaceae
Exons: 1
Coding region: 1-405 (134 amino acids)
Source: RefSeq, a predicted model, not a curated record